CUUUUCUUCUCUUUUUUUUUUUUUUUCUUUUUUUAUUCUUUUUUCUUUAUAGACAAUGUUACAUUUACUUGGUGUCAAUUUACCCGAUCGUAAAUUAGUGAGUACUGCUUUACAAUACUUUUAUGGCAUUGGUGAACCCACAGCGUUGAAAUUGUGCGAUCAACUUGCAAUUCCCAAAAAUAUCAAGAUUGCCGAACUUAGUGAAUCACAAAUCAACAAUUUGACAAACACAUUGGCUAGUAUGACCAUUGAAACUGAUUUGAAACGACAAAUCCGUGAACAUGUCAUGCAUCACCGUAAUAUCAAUGACUAUGUAGGCCGACGACAUGCCAUGAGUUUACCUGUACGUGGACAACGAACAAGAAACAAUGCAAAGACAUCAAAGAAACUGAAUGGUCGAUGGGUACAACGUCGUGGUUUUACUUCAUGGUCUGAAUCUCAAAGUCCUUUGGAACGAUUCAUGGAAAAACAAUUCUUGUGAACAUCAUUUUAUAUAUCAAUUCUUUCUCGUCUAACACACAUACUUUUACAUACAUACAUACAUACGUAGUACUAUCUCCUUUUUUUUUUUUUUUGUAUCUUGUCCUCUUCAAAUAUUUACCUGGUAUAUGCAUACUCUCUCUCUCUCUUACUUGACAUCGUACCAUUCUUUAUGUAUUCUUAUAGACAACUUCUUUCUUUUUUUUAUCCAUCAAAUCAAUAAAUGUCAUAUAUUAAAGAUAUGUUUUGGAUAUAUACACUUAUUGUAGAAGAUAGGUAUUUCUGGUGAACGUAAUGAUGUAUAGGGAUGGAUGAAUAGUAAGUAAUCAUGAUUGCUGAUGAUGAUGAUAACAGACAAUGGAUCAAAUAGGAUCGGUGGUAAAUACUAGACGAUUAAAUGAUGAGAAAAAG
Halteromyces radiatus is the source of this 891-nucleotide messenger RNA. RefSeq lists its product as uncharacterized. The transcript is spliced from 3 exons. Gene Ontology annotation, molecular function: RNA binding; structural constituent of ribosome. Gene Ontology annotation, biological process: translation. NCBI's taxonomy places the organism in Eukaryota, Fungi, Mucoromycota, Mucoromycetes, Mucorales, Cunninghamellaceae. Gene Ontology annotation, cellular component: ribosome; mitochondrion; small ribosomal subunit. The record is from RefSeq and is a predicted model, not a curated record. Bases 56 to 481 code for a protein of 141 amino acids.